Prunus mume (Japanese apricot) is the source of this 1017-nucleotide messenger RNA. NCBI's taxonomy places the organism in Eukaryota, Viridiplantae, Streptophyta, Magnoliopsida, Rosales, Rosaceae. The record is from RefSeq and is a predicted model, not a curated record.
AUGGUUGGAACCUCUAACAACUCCAUCAAACAUUAUGUCCGCUCCACCUAUGCGCACCAGGUCUUCAACACUAAGCAGGGACGCUUGCUGAAGACACAAAAAACAGGCUGGGCCCUCAUUACCUUCUGCGAGGAGGAGGAGCGUGGCGUUAUCCUCCCUCAUGAUGACCCAAUCAUUAUCCGCGUCGACAUCUCUAAUUUUGAUGUUGGGCGCAUCUUGUUAGACACUGGCAGCUCGGUCAGUGUGAUGUUUGCUGAUGCUUUCAACGAGCUCCAGGUCCCGUCUCAUUUGCUCGAUCGAAGCGUCACACCCCUAGUGAGCUUUUCAGGCGAUGUGGUCCAGCCUAUUGGGAGCAUUCAUCUCCCUAUCUCUAUCGAAGCAGCACCCCAGCGGACGACGGUCACCACUCCUUUCCUCAUUAUUGAUUGCUCCAUAGCCUACAACAUCAUCCUUGGGCGCUCAGCCAUGGCCCAGAUGAAGGUUUUCAUUUCGACACAUAUCGGUAACCCGGCCCCAGCCCCACCUCGAGCUGGCACUGAGCGCCCAGAAGAUCCUAGGGAGGAAUCUGCCACCCAACAGGCCGAACCUGUGGAGGACCUCGAACUGGUCACUCUCCAUGAGGACAUCCUGGAUCGACAGGUCAGGAUCGUCACUUCCCUCUCACAAGAGCUUCGCUCUGAUCUUGUUGCCUUCCUCCGCCUCAACUCCGAGGUCUUUGCUUGGUCUUACAACGAUAUGCCAGACAUAUCACCUGACGUCAUCUCCCAUAGGCUCAGCAUUAAUCCUGCCGUCCGACCCGUUCGGCAGAAGCGUCGUGCUUAUGACCUGGAACAGUAUGAGGCCAUAAAGGCGGAGAUGGAUAAGUUGAGCACCAUUGGAUUCAUCAAGAAGGUGGACUAUCCCACCUGGCUAGCCAAUGUGGUAAUGCUAGUUGACGCCACAGCUAGCCACGCCCUCCUCAGCUUCAUGGAUGCUUACUCAGGGUACAACCAGAUCGUCAUGCACCAUGAGGACUAA